AUUGGGAAGUUUAGCUUUUUGUGGAUAUGCAAAACACAAAUAUUUGUGACCGAACCAACGAAUUUUUAUCUGCUGCACAGAGCUAUCAACAAAGAGAAGGAGUAAAAAGUCAGGUAAGUUGUGAGUUUCUGUGUUCAGAUAGAGCAGCUGAUUGUCUGCAGACCAAGAGAACAAACCCACAGGUCAAGUCGGCUUUUACAAAACAAGCAAUAGAUGUUGCUCAAGGAAUUGAGUCUAUUUCCAAGAAUUUGGAAAAACUUACCCAACUUUGUCAGAAAAGUAGUUUAUUUGACGACUCUUCGUUGGAAAUUCAGCAACUGACGUUUGUAGUGAAACAACAACUGCACGAACUGAACAAGCAGUUGGAAGAGUUGGAACUUAUUCAUCGACAACAGCGAAAUGCAUCUCAUAAACAAAUUGUUUCACACGGAGAAUCUGUAGUGGAUACUUUAAAGACAGAUUUGAUGAACACCACCCAAGAGUUUAAGAAAGUUUUACAGUUGCGCACAAGUAUGUUACAAAAGCAACAACAAAGACGUCAACAGUUUGUAGCUUCGGAUAGUCCUAUUGAAGUCACUCCCGAAAGAGAUUUUCAAAGAGCAACGAACGGUAACUCGGUAGUCGUUGAUUUGGGAAGUGGCUCUUUAGGCCAAGCUAAUAAUAAUGACACUGUGCAAAAGGUUGGGAGUCAUGAAACGAAUAAUCAAGCUUUGAUGUUGCAAAGCUUUCAAUUGGAUAAUGAUUACCGGAGAGAAAGAGCAGCCGCAGCGCAACAAAUAGAAAGCACUAUUGUUGAGUUGGGUCAAAUAUUUCAACAGUUAGCUACGAUGGUAUCCGAACAGGGAGAGUUGGUUGAAAGAAUCGAUAGUAAUGUACAGGAUACUUUGUUUCAAGUGGAACAAGGACAAAGUCAAUUGUUGCGAUAUUAUCAUAGAAUAUCGAGCAAUCGUUGGUUGAUUGUGAAAGUUUUUGCCAUUAUGUUGUUAUUUUUGUUUCUUUGGGUUGUCAUUUUGUAAAUUGUCUUUUUGUGGUAAAUGCUUGCUCAACGACUUGAACAAGAACAAAAGAAACUAGCAAAGUUGCCU
This is a messenger RNA of Galdieria sulphuraria, 1085 nucleotides long. RefSeq names its product syntaxin 5 isoform 2. The transcript is spliced from 2 exons. Lineage: Eukaryota; Rhodophyta; Bangiophyceae; Galdieriales; Galdieriaceae. Gene Ontology annotation, cellular component: endomembrane system; Golgi membrane; SNARE complex. The coding region runs from base 27 to 1016 and encodes 329 amino acids. Gene Ontology annotation, molecular function: SNAP receptor activity; SNARE binding. Gene Ontology annotation, biological process: endoplasmic reticulum to Golgi vesicle-mediated transport; intracellular protein transport; vesicle fusion. The record is from RefSeq and is a predicted model, not a curated record.